CGCUGUCAGGGCAAGGCAGACUGACAGUAUGGCGGCGGGGUGCAGCUGGAAGGAUGCUACUGUCGCCCGUGAUGUGUCUAUCGCCGGUAGGACGUAAAUGGACAAUUAGCGGAAAAAACAGAAGAGGAUUUAGUGAGAAAGGCUUGUCGCCGUGAUCUCCCAAGAUGGCCAGGCUCGCCGACUACUAUCUAGUGGUCACUUACGACCUCGACAAGCGAGCAGAGGGUGAAGGUCAAGGUCGCAUUCUCCAGCGGUUUCCUGAGAAAGACUGGGAGGACAGUCCUUUCCCACAAGGCGUAGAGCUGUUCUGUCAGCCCAGCGGUUGGCAGCUGGUUCCCGAGCGGCAACCUGCUUCCUUCUUUGUAGCGGUUCUGACUGACAUCAACUCUGACCGUCACUACUGUGCCUGCUUUACCUUCUGGGAGGGCCUGGACAACCCACAGCUAAAGAAGGCGGAGGCCGGUGAGGUGGACGAGGCCGAUGAUGAGCUCACUGUCGUCCAACCAGCUCAGGUCUUUGCCCCCAAGAGCCUGGUGCUGGUGUCCCGACUGGACCACACGGAGGUCUUCAGGAACUGUUUGGGUCUGAUCUACACCGUCCAUGUAGAUGGCCUUACUGUCCCCAUGGAAACGGUGGUUGGAAAUCUCCUCACUUGCGUCAUCCCCAUCGCUGGAGGCUCUCAGAGAACCAUAACAUUAGGCGCUGGCGACCGGCAAGUCAUCCAGACUCCCAUCGAUGACGCACUUCCUGUCAGCGGCAGCACCGUGGCACAGCUCUUCAGACAGCUUGGCAUAGUCAACGUGUUGUGUCUGUUCUGCGCCGCCCUGACGGAACACAAGAUCCUGUUCCUGUCCAGCAGCUACCAGAGACUGACCGACGCCUGCCGGGGACUGCUGGCCAUCAUGUUCCCCCUCAAAUACAGCUUUACCUACGUUCCCAUCCUGCCGGGGAAACUGCUGGAGGUCUUGAGCACCCCCACCCCCUUCAUCAUCGGUGUCAAUUCCUUCUUCCGCUCGGAGACACAAGAGCUGCUGGAUGUGAUCAUCGCCGACCUGGACGGCGGCACCGUGACCAUCCCCGAAUGCGUCCACAUCUCCCUGCUGCCCGAGCCGCUCCUCCAGCAGACCCAGACCCUGCUCUCCAUGGUUUUGGAUCCGGAGCUGGAAGUCGCUGAUCACGCCUUCCCCCCGCUCUCAACACAACCCUCCGCGCUUAAGAUCCAGGACAAGGAGAUCCGGGGAGUCUUCCUGUGGCUGUUCGCUCGGCUCUUCCAGGGCUACCGCUGGUGUUUACACAUCAUCCGCAUUCACCCAGAACCGGUGAUCCGCUUCCAUAAGGCGGCCUUCCUGGGUCAGAGGUCGCUGACGGAGGACGACUUCCUGAUGAAGGUGUUGGAUGGCAUGGCGUUCGCAGGCUUCGUGUCGGAGCGAGGGCCUCCCUACAGAGCCGCCGACCUGUUUGAUGACCUGGUGGCCAAUCACGUUGAGCGGAUACGACAAGAGGAGACCUGUCCGCACAAAGUCAUGAACCACGUCAAGGAGCUGGCCGAGCAGCUCUUCAAAAAUGAGAAUCCUUACCCCGUCGUUGCGAUGCACAAAGUGCAACGACCGUCGGAAAACAGCCAGAACAGUGCACAGAGUCAGACGCCGUUCCCCAUGCUGGACGAGGUGACGGUGGAGCUCUUCAUCGACCACGCCGCCGCCAAACUCAAGACAGCGCCUCCUGUGGUUAAGGCGGAGCUUAAGAGCAUGGUGCCGUCUGGGCCUCCGUUGGGAGACACUGUGGACAGGAACGGCAACGUGAUGGCCAACAGCGCCCGCAGGCUGGAGGUGGUCAGGAACUGCAUCACAUACAUCUUCGAGAACAAGAUGCUGGAGGCCAAGAAGUUAAUGCCAGCUGUGCUGCGGGCGUUGAAGGGUCGGGCAGCCCGGGUGUGUUUGACCCAGGAGCUCAAUCAGCACGUCCUGCAGAACCGAGCUGUGCUGGAUGAUCAACAGUUUGACUACAUUGUCCGAAUGAUGAACUGCACCUUACAGGAUUGCUCACAUAUAGAUGAACAUGGUAUAGCAGCUGCCCUCCUCCCGCUGGUCACAGCCUUCUGCAGAAAAAUGGGUGCAGGCAUCACACAGUUUGCCUACAGCUGUGUUCAGGAUCACAUGGUGUGGGCCACCAUGCAGUUCUGGGAGGCCAUGUUCUACAGCGACGUCCAGAACCACAUCAGAGCUCUGUAUCUGGAGACGGAAGAGGGGGAGCAGCAGAACAACCAUGAGGAGCAGGACGCGUUGGGCGACGGGAGGGAAAUCAGCGCCCUAGAGCUGGCGUCAGAGCAGAGCCGGCUGUGGCCCACGCUUAGCAAGGAGAUGCAGACGGAGCGCGUGCAGAAGGAGGAGAGCACGGUGUUCAGCCAGGCCAUCCACUACGCCAACAGGAUGAGCUACCUGCUGCUGCCGCUGGACACCAGCAAGAACCGCCUGCUGAGGAGCACCGGCCUCGUAGACGUGGAGAGCGUCAGCAACAGCUACGUCACAAACAGUAUUGCGGGCAGCAUGGCGGAAAGCUACGACACGGAAAGCGGCUUCGAAGACGCCGAGAGUUCGGACGUGGCAAACUCCGUGGUGCGCUUCAUCAACCGCUUCGUGGACAAAGUGUGCAACGAGAGCGGAGUGACCAACGAGCACCUUAAGGCCCUCCACACCAUGAUACCAGACAUCGUUCAGAUGCACAUCGAGACGCUGGACGCAGUCCACCGGGAGAGCAAGAGACUGCCUCCGAUCCAAAAGCCUAAGCUGCUGAGGCCGACACUUUUGCCCGGUGAGGAGCUGGUAAUGGAAGGCAUGCGGGUCCACUUGAUCCCCGACGGCCGCGAAGAGGCCAUGGGGCUGAUGGGUGGUCCGCCCCUGCUCCCUGCCGAGGGCGCCAUCUUCCUCACCACCUACAGGCUGAUAUUCAAGGGCACGCCCAACGACCCGCUGGUGGGUGAGCAGGUGGUGACCCGCUCGUUCCCCAUCGCCUCUCUGACCAAGGAGAAGAGGAUCUCAGUCUCGUUACCCAUGGACCAAUUUAUCCAGGAGGGGCUCCAGCUACGCUCCUGCACCUUCCAGCUGAUGAAGAUUGCCUUCGACGAGGAGGUUGCGUCUGACCUGGCCGAGGUUUUCCGAAAGCACAUGCACAAGCUGCGCUAUCCUCCGCACGUGCAGGGCACCUUUGCCUUCACAGUGGGUCAAUCCGGGAAGAUGGUGGUGGAGCACAAGACCAAGGACAAGAAUCAGUCGCUCAAGACACUUUCCAAAAACCUAGUGAAGAGUGCCAAAAGGACCAUCGGCCGACAGUAUGUGACCAGGAAGAAAUACUCUCCCCCCACCUGGGAGAACCGGAGCAGCUUCCAGUCGGAGCUGGACGAAGACGAAAUCUCGGUUUCAGAGGAGGUGGACCAGAGCUCCCUCACCCUCUCCUCCACCAUGCGCUCGUCUGACAGGCAGACCAUGAGCAACGUCGUGGAGCGCGCCUGUUGCCGCGACUACCAGCGCCUGGGCUUGGGCACGCUCAGUAACAGCCUGACCCGCUCCAAAAACGAGCCGUUCCGGAUCUCUACCGUCAACCGCAUGUACACCGUCUGCAGGAGCUACCCGGGUCUGCUGAUUGUGCCUCAGAGCAUCCCAGACAUGACCAUUCAGAGAAUCUGCCGCUGCUACCGUCAGAAUCGCUUCCCUGUGGUCUGCUGGAGGAAUCCGCGGACAAAAGGGGUGCUGCUGCGAUCUGCAGGCCUCCAUGCUAAAGGGGUGGUGGGCUUCUUCAAGUCCCCCAACACCCCCGCGUCAGGGCCGUCGCAGGCCGACUCCAUUAGUUUGGAGCAGGAGAAAUACCUCCAGGCCAUCAUCAGCUCCAUGCCUUCUUACAGCGAGAGCAGCGGAAGAAACACACUUAGUGGCUUCACCUCCACUCAUAUGAGCACCUCUGACUCCUCAGACAAGCUGAGGCAGCCAAAGAUCGGCGCUCUGAUGAAGCAGGUCAUGGGCGCCAAGGAGGAAGCCCCCGCAACCUUCAGCAGAGGAGCUCAUGGUCAAAGGGCGAAAGUCAUCUCCCUCUCUCAGCCCAAAGUGUCUGGGAAGGCUAGGAACACUCCUAGAGGUAAAUGGGGCAGCAUCCGGGGCAGCGGGCGCCUGAGUGCUUACAACCCGGACGUGGGAACACGUCUGGCAGGGAAGGAGUCGCCACAGCCCAACGGAGGGCCGAGCGAGGCGCUCUUUCUCCGCCAGCAGAAGGCCUACCUCUACAUCAUCGGAGACAAGGCCCAGCUCAAGGGCGGCAAGCAGGACUCCUUUCAGCAGUGGGAGGUGGUUCCCAUCGAGGUCUGCGAUGUGCGGCAGGUGAAGAACAGCUUCAAGAAACUGAUGAAGGCCUGCGUGCCGAGCUCCUCGACCUCUGAACCCAACAUGAGGUUCCUGCGCUGCCUGGAGGAGUCGGAGUGGAUUGCUCUGCUCCACAGGGUGCUGCAGGUAUCCGUGCUGGUGGUGGAGCUCCUUGAUUCAGGCUCAUCGGUCAUGGUCAGCCUGGAGGACGGCUGGGACGUCACCACACAGGUGGUGUCCCUGGUGCAGCUGCUGUCCGAUCCGUACUACCGGACGUUUGAUGGCUUCCGACUGCUGGUGGAGAAGGAGUGGCUGUCGUUUGGCCACCGGUUCAGCCACCGUGGAGCACAGACCCUGGGCAGCCAAAACAGCGGCUUCACGCCCGUCUUCCUGCAGUUCCUGGACUGUGUACACCAGAUCCACUUGCAGUUCCCCAUGGAGUUUGAGUUCAGUCAGUACUACCUGAAGUUCUUGGCCUACCACUACGUGUCCAACCGCUUCCGCACCUUCCUGCUCGACUCCGACUACGAACGCAUCGAGCUGGGAGUGCUGUAUGAGGAGAAAGGAGAGAGGAAAAGCCCUCAGGUGUGCAAAUCUGUGUGGGACUACAUCGACCGACUCAACGAGAAAACACCGGUCUUCUACAACUACAUGUUCUCUGAGGACGAGGAGGUUCUGCGGCCGUACACUUUUAACUCCAACCUGAAGGUGUGGGACUUCUACAUGGAGGAGACUCUGUCAGAAGGGCCAUCAUACGACUGGGAGCUAAGGGGCUGGCAGGAGCGCGUGGCAGAGGAGACACUCGAUAAGGCCGACAGCGGCGGCCCCAAAUCGCAGCGCCGCAUCGUGUGGCCGUGCUACGACAGCCUGAGCAAGGUGGUGCCCGACGCCAUCACCAAGCUGCUGCAGGACCUGCAGAGUCUGGAGGCGGAGCUCGGCCAGACGUCCGAGAAGUGGAAAGACACGUGGGAUAAAAUGAAGGCCGCGCAGAGAACUGAGUGCAAGCUGGAGAGCAAGCCAUCGUUCUCCAGCUCUUUGUUGAUGGCGUCCAACCUGAGCCACCAUCGGCGCUCUCAGGGCGUCUACCUGCAGGAGAGCGGCGUAGGAUCCUCUAUCAACCUGGCCAUGGACCACGAGGCGAGCGCCACCUCCACCCCCGUCGCCGGCCGGCCGAGCACCAGCACGCUCUACAGCCAGUUCCAGAGCACGGAGAGCGAGAACAGGAGUUUUGAAGGCAUCCUCUACAAAAAAGGGGCAUUGUUGAAACCAUGGAAACCACGGUGGUUUGUGCUGGACAAGACCAAGCAUCAGCUGAGAUACUACGAGAGCCGACAGGACAAGGAGUGUAAAGGGGUGAUCGAGCUGGCCGAGGUCGAGUCCGUCAUUCCAGGCACGCCGACCAUGGGAGCGCCGAAGAAUAUAGAGGAGAAAGCUUUCUUCGAUCUCAAGACAACCAAACGAGUGUACAACUUCUGCGCCAAGGACAGCAUGAGCGCGCAGCAGUGGAUGGACAGUGUGCAGAGCUGCCUGUCGGACGCCUAGGGAGGAGGCAGGACUCUUUUAUUGUUUGAAUUUUAAAAAAGGGCGCGAUGCACCCAGUGACGAAUGAGCCGCCCGACGGGGCCAAUCCCAGGGGCCUUUCACCACUUAUGCUCCGGGCUGUUGGAUAGUGUCGAACUAAUUACUUUGCGUCACCACGUUUCAGUGUUUUUGUUAUAUAAAGACUAUCAGAAAAAGUACAAAAAAA
Molecule: messenger RNA, 6096 nt
Organism: Gasterosteus aculeatus aculeatus (three-spined stickleback)
Lineage: Eukaryota; Metazoa; Chordata; Actinopteri; Perciformes; Gasterosteidae
Gene: sbf1
Product: SET binding factor 1
Biological process (GO): regulation of Rab protein signal transduction
Cellular component (GO): cytoplasmic vesicle
Source: RefSeq, a predicted model, not a curated record